AUCAGCACAGCAACUCAUAUCAGCUGUUUCUCUUGACACAAUUGACAGCUGAGAAAAAACAUAUUUAGUUUUUCGGGUUUUUAAAAACCGACAGACGAGAUAUAAACUAAAAAUUUGGUGUAUUUUCUGAUAAAUUUCCUCUUCAGUUGGUGAAGAAAUAAAACAAGCAAAAUGCCCGAAGCUCGCAGUCCUAUGGCAGCUUUUGCUGAUGCCUUGUAUAAUGUAAUUGAUGGUCCAGUUACAUGGUUCAAAGAGAGCAUUGUUGAACCCAAUCAAAAGAAAUAUGCCUGGUAUCAUCAACAAUACCGCCGUGUACCCACCAUCGAUCAGUGCUAUACCGAUGAUGUUGUCUGCCGUUUCGAGGCUGAUCAACAAUUCCGUCGUGAUCGCAUGGUUGACAACGAUAUUGUACAAAUUUUGCGUCAACGUUUCGAGGACUGCACCUUGUAUGAGGCUCCCGACCACUUGGAAAAAUGCAAACCCGUUUUGGAGCAAUACGAAAAGGCUGCCGAAAAUUGGUUCAUUAAAUAUGGUGAUUUGGGUGCCUACACCAAUGCCAAAGCUGCCUACAUGAAACAAAAACAUCGCAUGAUCUGGGAACGUCGCCAUGGCCCCAUUGGCAGUGGCACCAAAAAAGUCAGUGAAGAGGAACAAGAACAUUGAGAGCUGCCAGUUCGAACCAUUUCACAGUGUACUCCCAAAAACACUUUUAGCUAAAUUAUUUCCUCUAACUUUCCACAAUAGCUAAGAAGAAAUCAAACAGAAAAUAUAACCAUAUACUGCUCCAUGGAAAUCUUCAAUGUUUAACAUUUUCGUAAAAGGGUGUGUUUUUUUCUAUGGAAAAUAUCACAAAAUCAGUAAAAAAAAACCGCAAUUAUUGUUAUUAGGAUAACAUAAACAAUUGAAUAAAAAGAAAUUAAAUUGUAAAAUUAA
Messenger RNA from Musca domestica (house fly), 933 nucleotides. RefSeq names its product NADH dehydrogenase [ubiquinone] 1 beta subcomplex subunit 10 (gene ND-PDSW). Bases 172 to 663 code for a protein of 163 amino acids. The transcript is spliced from 4 exons. Lineage: Eukaryota; Metazoa; Arthropoda; Insecta; Diptera; Muscidae. The record is from RefSeq and is a predicted model, not a curated record.